Messenger RNA from Xyrauchen texanus (razorback sucker), 1919 nucleotides. Its product is annotated as polyribonucleotide 5'-hydroxyl-kinase Clp1. Gene Ontology annotation, biological process: tRNA splicing, via endonucleolytic cleavage and ligation. The record is from RefSeq and is a predicted model, not a curated record. Gene Ontology annotation, cellular component: nucleus; mRNA cleavage factor complex. Gene Ontology annotation, molecular function: polynucleotide 5'-hydroxyl-kinase activity. Bases 336 to 1670 code for a protein of 444 amino acids. The transcript is spliced from 5 exons. Lineage: Eukaryota; Metazoa; Chordata; Actinopteri; Cypriniformes; Catostomidae.
UGAUGUCAUCUUCAUGCGACACGUCUUCAUCACUGUGGCGUGAUGCUUUGAUAAAGGAAAAGCCUGAUAAAACCCAGACCACCGUUAAUUUUAUUAUAUCGACAGACUAACAGGUGUAAUCUGACAGUACCUAUAAAACAGAGUCACUUCUGUAUUCUUAUUAAACACGCUAUCCGCCCAGACAUAUAAUACAGGGAACCAGUUCCAACAGGUGUAGCACACUAGUGACACAUAUGGAUUAUUUCUCCAUCUAUAAGAUUGCAAGUAGCAAACUAAAUAGUCAACAACGCGAAUGAACAUGAUCUGAUAAUCUUAGUUCUUGCUCUAUUACAGCCAUGACUGCAGAAUCCCCAGAAAAGUCAGUCGAGGAAGGCUUAAGCUCGUCGGGCAGUGCUGGAACAGGGACACGCUUCGACCUGGAGAAGGAGACUGAACUGCGCUUCGAGAUCGAAGCCGGAGAACGAGUCCAUCUCGAGCUGUUGUCUGGUAUGGCAGAGGUGUUUGGUUCUGAACUGAACAAGAAUAAGAAGUACAACUUUGGGUCAGGCUCUAAAGUCGCUGUGUUCACUUGGCACGGCUGCAGUGUGUCUCUCACGGGCAAGACAGAGGUGGCUUACAUCUCAAAAGAUACGCCUAUGCUACUGUAUCUCAACACUCAUGCAGCUCUUGAGCAGAUGAGACGGCAAGCAGAGAAAGACAACGAGAGAGGGCCACGGGUAAUGGUUAUUGGACCAACUGAUGUGGGAAAGACAACAGUGUGUCGACUGUUGCUGAACUAUGCUGUGCGGCUGGGGCGAAGGCCUACGCUGGUAGAACUGGAUGUUGGCCAAAGCAGUGUGUCUGUGCCUGGAACUAUGUCAGCUCUGUGCAUCGAGCGUCCUGCUGAUGUAGAAGAAGGCUUCUCUGUGCAGGCUCCGCUUGUCUUUCACUUUGGCUCCACUACACCAGGAACCAACAUCAAACUUUACAACAAGCUGACUUCAUGCCUCGCAGAAGUGUUUUCUCAGCGCUGUGAGGUGAACCGCAAAGCUAGUGUGGGUGGCUGUAUUAUCAACACCUGUGGCUGGGUCAAAGGUGCAGGCUACCAGGCUCUGGUCCACUGUGCUUCAGCCUUCCAGGUGGAUGUUGUUCUAGUCCUGGACCAGGAACGUCUCUACAAUGAGCUGAAACGUGACCUGCCACACUUUGUACGUGUGGUCCUUCUGCCAAAGUCUGGUGGCGUGGUGGAGCGCUCCAAGGACUGCCGGCGAGAGUCACGGGACGAAAAGAUCCGGGAAUACUUCUAUGGCUUUCGUGGAACCUCCUUUUACCCUCACGCCUAUGAUGUACGCUUUUCAGAUGUGCGCAUCUACAAGAUCGGUGCACCCUCUAUCCCAGACUCUUGUCUGCCACUGGGCAUGUCCCAGGACGACACCCAGCUGAAACUUGUCCCGGUCAGCCCCGGUCGGGAUUUGACCCAUCACGUGCUAAGUGUGAGUUCUGUGGAGGAUGAGGCCGAGUCGGGUGAUGGUCAGAGCAGAGGAAUUUUAGAGAGUCCCAUCUGUGGCUUCGUUGUCGUGACAGCGGUGGACACACAAGCUCAGGUGAUGACGGUUCUCUCACCAGCGCCCAGACCUCUGCCACGGCACACUCUGCUCAUCAUGGAUAUUCGUUUCAUUGACCUUAAGUAGAUGACCUGCAGUGUAAUGGGGGAAAAAGGGCUGUAAGUGAAAGGGGUAACAGAGGGGCAAUGAGUCUAAACAGGUCUCGGAGAUGUCUACCAAAAUACCAUAUCUCUACAUUUCUUCCACAGUAUUUAAAGAUAUAUUUAGUUUUUGAAGGGCAGUUUUAAUUGUUUUGUACAUUUGUAAAAGCUAUUCUAUUUAUUUUUUAUUAUUAUUAUAAAAUUGUUUCAUCUGUCCCUCUGAACAAAUAAUAAA